Molecule: messenger RNA, 2316 nt
Organism: Fraxinus pennsylvanica
Lineage: Eukaryota; Viridiplantae; Streptophyta; Magnoliopsida; Lamiales; Oleaceae
Source: the annotation of a GenBank genome assembly
AUGCAAGCCCUUGAUCUUGCAUGUAACUCUUCCCUAGACCCGUCUGCAACCGAUCGGACCACCAUGUCCGAGGCCUCAUCUCCGAUCCGCUCAUCGGAAAACCCUGACAACCCGAAUACCCAUGUGAAAAACAACUGUGUUGAGAACAUCAAGGAAGGUAAUGUUAACAAUAGUAGUAGAAGUAAUAAUGAUAAUAAUGUAGAGGUCAGGAGGGAGAGGCCGUCCAGGGCAUGUACACAGAGGGCGGCAGCCAGGUUGCAGGCGGCGGCAGAGGCGGAGGCAGUGAUGGCUGAGGCGGAGAGGAAGCGAAAGAAGACCAAGAGGAGGGAGAGGUUGGCGGCCCGGCUUCUGAAGGAGUCGUCUGAGGAGGAGGAGGGGGUCAGGCAGGAGGGGGAGGGGGAGGAGCAGGUUGGAGAGGAGAAUGGUACCCUCUCGUCGCCGUUGCAACAAUGUAGUAAAAUAGUGACCCCACUGUUGGGGGAGCCGGAGCCCUCACAGUUACCGCGAUGGACCAUUCGAUCCAUGUGGCAGUUGGCUUCUAUACUCAAUUUCUUGAAUGUAUUUAGGCAUUUGUUGAAUAUUAAAGUGGAGUUUUCUGCUGAAGAGUUUGAGACUGCUUUGAUUAUGCCUAAUAAUACUUUGGGGGAUAUACAUAUGCCAUUGUUGAAGGCAAUUCCUCCUGUCACAAGAAUGGCGCUGGGACAUGGUACUUGGAUAACUGUUUUAUGCAGAAAACUGAGAGAUUGGUGGCAUUGGGUUGCAGAGGGAGAUAUACCUAUAGUUGCAUCACACGGGGCUGAAAUUGAAGCAUACAAUGCACUUGACCCCGGCGUUCGUGUGGUGAUUCUGAAAGCAUUAUGUGAUAUUCGCGUUGAGCAAGAAGAUAUUAGGAGCUUUAUAGAUGACUCAAUAAAACAUGGUGUGCCGCAUUCAGUAUUUCGCAAAGAACGCCUCGGGGGUGAUUCACACGGAAUCUCGUAUUGGUAUGAAGAUGAUCCUAUCAUUGGCCAGCGCCUGUACCGAGAGAUUAGGAAAGUUGAGGUGAAGAAAGGAAAAGGAAAGAGCAUACCCCCCAUUCCUCCUUCAUGUUAUCAAUGGGAAGCAGUUGCUACUAAUUUAGAUGAAUUCCAAAAUGUUUCUGAGAAGCUCUUUUCAAGUAAAAAUAGAACAGAGGUUUCUGUUGGGAAGAAAUUGAAAAAAGACAUGCUUCCUGAAGUUGAGAAGGUCCACAAGAGAAAGGAGAGACUGUUAAAGAAGCAACAUAGACAAGCUCUUAUGCUUGAUAACCUGAUCAACAUUGAUGAUCUGGGUGCUGGUCGCUCCCUCCGUGAUAGAAAACCUGUCACCUAUACCUUUGAUGAUUAUGAUCGAUCCAUUAACGAGGCUAUCAAGGUCACCAAGAAGAAACAACCUUCACCGGAACCUUUUGACAGAAGAGAUCCUAAUGUGAAACAUGAAGUUUCUACAAAUGGCGGAUUGGUUGGUCCUUCACAAUAUUCUCGACAGGCCUCAUUCAGUUCUCUGUCUCCAAAAUCACCUGAUAAUGAUGAAUUUUAUGACGAUCAAGAAGCUGGAACAUUGGACUACAGUAAUCGUCGAAGGCAGAGGCCUCAGAGGUUGAAAGAGUUUGUUGAUGCUGUCUCAGAUAACGAGGUAGAUUCUGAUAGUGAUGAUGAUAUUGUUGGCGAAGUUGUAUAUGAUGAAGAAUAUCUAAGGAGACGGAAACGGAGGAAAAUGUCUAGCAGUUCAGAAGGAGAUGAAGAAUAUAUGGGGGAUGAAGAAAAUCCUGAAGAGGAGGAAGAAGAGGAGGAAGAUAUCUUGAGUACAAGUGAGGAGAGUGAUGAGCCCCAUAAAUAUAAAUACAAAACGUUGCCAUCUCGCACCAGGAGGGAAACCAAAUUGAGGUCAGUCGGUGAGCUACAGUCUGGUCUCAGACGCAGUAAAAGGGCAACCAGAACUCGUAUUGAUUAUAGACAGAUUGAGAUGUCUGAAUCAGAAACUGAAUCAAUGAAACCUGAGAAGUUGAAUGCAUUAGACGAGCACCCAUCCAUUAGUGAUAAUGAAGAGAUCUCGAUGGGAAGUCGAGAUUUAGAUUCGAGCAAUGAAAAGCUUGAGAUGCAAGUUGAUCAACCUACCAAGGAGCAUCCUGAGACAAAUGAUGAGCGAACGCAUCCACCAGAAAAAUCAAAUGAGACAGAUCAAGACAAAGUUGGUAUACAGAAAAAGCAUUUUCUUGAUCUCAAUGAGCUCGCUCCAGGAUCUGGCUUUGAUGAUAUUCCCAACUCUACGAAAGACGAAGAUAAAGACAAUUUCUAA